CAGAAGUUACCCAAUUCCCGUUUCUAAUCCACAUAGUAAUAAGCAUAUCAAUUCCGUGACGACGGCAACACGAAGACAUCGCAGCGAAUCAGGAAACCGAUCCAUAUCACGUGAAAUUGACGCGACAGUGUAACAUUAAUAAUAUCAGUGCAAACGACCGUGUAAUUCAGCAACUUCCGGCGGCCACAGUUUAUUACACGUGCUAUUUGAAAGGGGAAGAAUCCUAACGUCAUCAUAAUAAUCAUCGUAAUCCCCCAGCAACGGCAUAAUCACGCCUAAUUUAACGUGUGCACUUAAAGUGGCGGCCCCUGUGAGUUAUAUUGUGAGCUAUUUUCUGUGAUUAGUGUGAGGAUUUCAUCACUUACCGGGAGAGUGAAGAAGGUUUAAUUCAAUUGUGCGGAUAAGUGGUCCCCGCUAUAGCUAUUGGCAGUAUCAUCUUGGUGUGGUGUUUAGUCGCUGCGGUGCGUGGAUAAUAAAAUAUGAGUUCAACGAGGCUGGUAAUGCUAUCGGCGGGGCUGAUCGCUGCCGUUAUGUUGCUUAAUUGGCCCCAGCCGGCCGCCGCCAACGACAGUCAGAACCUGAACCGGCUGCUCAACAACCAGGUCAUCGUCAGCCGGCAGAUUAUGUGCGUCCUGGAGAAGAGCCCUUGCGAUCAGCUGGGACGACAGUUGAAAGCUGCCCUGCCCGAAGUGAUACAACGAAACUGUCGCAACUGUUCCCCGCAGCAGGCCCAGAACGCCCAGAAGUUGACCAACUUCCUGCAGACGCGCUACCCAGAAGUGUGGGCAAUGUUGAUACGUAAAUACGGUGCCGUUUAAAAGUUGGGCGCCGAAAUGGAACUGUCAUCAUGGACUCGUAAACCAAAGUUUCGAUUGUGUUUUUAUUGGUUAGGAAUGGGAAUAUUUUGCUACGUGAUUCCAAAGUUUAGUUUUAUAGAUUGCAGCUUGUUUAGCUUCUGCUGAGAACUACUGUACUACUUUUUACAACGACAUGAUUCAGGUGGUUAUAGGAAAGAAAUAUCUUAUACACAAAUCAAAUGUGAUAUAAUCAUAUCUUCCCAAAAUGAUGAAGAAAACCGGUAGAAGUUGAAAGUCCCAUUUUUCAUAGAUGGUAUUCAGUCACAUACGUAUCGUCAUUUUCAGCUUCAAUUUAGCACAUUUUAUACCAAUUUAUUCCUUUGCUCUCAUUUAUUCAGUAUACAAACGGAUGUGAAACCACUGUUAGAGUAUAGACAUAUUUAUUGCAUUAUAGAUUAUGUGUACUGAAGUGUUGUAGUGUAAUCAAUAGAGAGGAAACAGUUUUGAAACAAGAAAAAGAAAGUGAAACAUCAAUUGUAACGAAAUACAAUAAAACGGUAUCGUGAAAUCAAA
This is a messenger RNA of Ochlerotatus camptorhynchus, 1370 nucleotides long. RefSeq names its product putative odorant-binding protein A10. The record is from RefSeq and is a predicted model, not a curated record. Bases 480 to 818 code for a protein of 112 amino acids. NCBI's taxonomy places the organism in Eukaryota, Metazoa, Arthropoda, Insecta, Diptera, Culicidae. The transcript is spliced from 2 exons.